CCCCUCCCGCCCCCAUCUCGGAAUUUCGGGUGCCUCGGAGGGCUGGCGCGCGUCAAAGCCCGAACUGGGAGUCUGAUUUGUGGCGCAUCACCCACAGCUCCUCUCCCCGCAACCCCUCCUCCGCCCCCGGCCGCAGCCCAGGGCUACAGCCGAGCAGGGGGAGGGGGGAAAGCUUCCUCCAGCCCGCCCCAGCGGGUGCAGAUUCAAUUGCACCUUUUAUUACUUUAACUCUUCUCCCUAGGACACGCGGCCCCCGAUCGGUCCCUCCGGCAGUCGCAGUUACCGCUCCCGAGGGCGGAGAUGGGACAGCAAGGGACCUGUCCGCGGCGGGCCGGCGAGUGCGGGGACUUGCGGCCGCCCAGCCUGCGGCCGGGAGUCUGACCGGUCUCGAGGGAAGGAGAGGCAGGUCGCAGACAGGUGCCUAGGCUGGCUAUGGUGACGGGACGAUGUUGGCCAGGAAGAGCAUCAUCCCCGAGGAGUAUGUGCUGGCGCGCAUCGCGGCGGAGAACCUGCGCAAACCGCGCAUCCGGGACCGCCUCCCCAAGGCCCGCUUCAUCGCCAAGAGCGGGGCUUGCAACCUGGCGCACAAGAACAUCCGGGAACAAGGACGGUUUCUCCAGGACAUCUUCACCACCUUGGUGGACCUGAAAUGGCGCCACACCCUGGUCAUCUUUACCAUGUCGUUCCUCUGCAGCUGGCUGCUCUUCGCCAUCAUGUGGUGGCUGGUGGCCUUUGCCCACGGGGACAUCUAUGCUUACAUGGAGAAAAGCGGGAUGGAGAAAAGCGGCUUGGAGGCCACCGUGUGUGUGACUAACGUCAGGUCUUUCACCUCUGCCUUCCUCUUCUCCAUUGAAGUUCAAGUGACAAUUGGAUUUGGAGGGAGAAUGAUGACUGAGGAGUGCCCUCUGGCUAUCACAGUCCUGAUUCUACAGAACAUUGUGGGUUUGAUCAUCAAUGCGGUCAUGUUGGGCUGCAUUUUCAUGAAAACAGCCCAAGCUCAUCGAAGGGCAGAAACCUUGAUUUUCAGCCGCCACGCGGUAAUCGCUGUCCGAAAUGGCAAACUGUGUUUCAUGUUCCGCGUGGGGGACCUAAGGAAAAGCAUGAUCAUCAGCGCCUCUGUGCGUAUCCAAGUGGUCAAGAAAACCACAACCCCGGAAGGCGAGGUGGUACCUAUUCACCAACUGGACAUUCCUGUUGACAACCCCCUUGAGAGUAAUAACAUUUUCCUGGUGGCCCCUCUGAUCAUCUGCCAUGUGAUUGACAAGCGCAGCCCCUUGUAUGAUAUCUCGGCCACUGACCUGGCCAACCAAGACCUGGAGGUCAUCGUGAUUCUAGAAGGAGUGGUCGAAACUACUGGCAUUACUACACAAGCUAGAACCUCCUACAUUGCUGAGGAGAUCCAGUGGGGCCAUCGCUUCGUGUCCAUUGUGACCGAAGAGGAAGGCGUGUAUUCUGUGGAUUACUCCAAAUUCGGCAACACCGUGAAAGUAGCUGCUCCAAGGUGCAGUGCCCGAGAGCUGGACGAGAAGCCUUCCAUCCUUAUCCAGACCCUCCAGAAGAGUGAAUUGUCCCACCAGAAUUCUCUGAGGAAGCGCAAUUCCAUGAGAAGAAACAAUUCCAUGAGAAGGAACAAUUCCAUCCGCCGGAACAAUUCUUCCCUCAUGGUGCCCAAGGUGCAAUUUAUGACUCCAGAGGGAAAUCAGAACACUUCCGAAUCCUGACAGCAAGACAACAAAGAAAGUCUUUGAUCCGCUGUUGAAGAGUUUCUGCAGGGCAUGGACAGAUUGCACUGGAGCUGAAACACAAUAAUUUGUCCUUGUUUAUCUUAUUACACUAAAUAAUAUGCAUAUUCCAACAGCAGCACUUUCUGUGUCAAUAAAUGGUAACUCACA
Dama dama (fallow deer) is the source of this 1892-nucleotide messenger RNA. RefSeq names its product potassium inwardly rectifying channel subfamily J member 8 (gene KCNJ8). NCBI's taxonomy places the organism in Eukaryota, Metazoa, Chordata, Mammalia, Artiodactyla, Cervidae. Gene Ontology annotation, molecular function: ATP-activated inward rectifier potassium channel activity. Bases 447 to 1721 code for a protein of 424 amino acids. Gene Ontology annotation, biological process: regulation of monoatomic ion transmembrane transport; potassium ion import across plasma membrane. The transcript has 3 exons. Gene Ontology annotation, cellular component: plasma membrane. The record is from RefSeq and is a predicted model, not a curated record.